AUGGCGGCCAACGGUGACAAGUUCGGCAACGACAUCGAGUCUGACUCCGACUCGGGCAAUGAGUCUCCUGUCGAUCUCCACGAGUCAGAUAACGAGGCCGCUGAGAAGCCCCUCAAGUCCUCGUUGAGAAAGGCGCCGGCUGCCCCAGUCGUGCGACCGUUUCUCCCGCCCCAAACAGAGCCCAAAGAUCUCGACGUCAAGAGCUUGACACCUUUGACACCCGAGAUUAUUGCCCGGCAAGCAACCAUCAACAUUGGCACCAUCGGUCAUGUCGCCCACGGAAAGUCGACAGUCGUGAAGGCUAUCUCUGGCGUGCAGACUGUCAGAUUCAAGAACGAGCUGAUCCGCAACAUCACAAUCAAGCUUGGAUAUGCCAACGCCAAGAUCUACAAGUGCGACAGCCCAGCUUGCCCGCGGCCAACAUGCUAUCGGAGCUACAAGAGCGAUAAGGAAGUCGAUCCUCCCUGUGAGCGGGAAGGCUGCGAGGGAACCUACCGGUUGCUACGCCAUGUCUCAUUUGUGGAUUGCCCUGGUCACGAUAUUCUCAUGAGCACCAUGUUGUCAGGAGCUGCGGUCAUGGACGCCGCCUUACUUCUUAUUGCCGGAAAUGAAUCUUGCCCCCAGCCCCAAACCUCGGAACAUUUGGCUGCUAUCGAGAUUAUGAAGUUGGACAAGAUCAUCAUCCUCCAAAACAAGGUCGAUCUCAUGCGAGAGGAGGCCGCCAAGCAGCACUACGAGUCUAUCUUGAAGUUUAUCCGGGGCACGGUAGCCGGCAAGUCGCCCAUCAUCCCCAUAUCCGCGCAGCUCAAGUUCAAUAUCGAUGCUAUCAAUGACGCUAUUGUCAACACUAUCCCCAUCCCGCCCCGAGAUUUCUCCCAGGACCCACACAUGAUCGUUAUCCGGUCUUUUGAUGUGAACAAGCCCGGUGCAGAAAUUGAGGAGCUCAAGGGCGGUGUUGCCGGCGGCAGUAUCCUCCACGGACUUCUCAAGCUCGGUGACGAAAUCGAGAUCCGCCCCGGUAUUGUGACGCGCGACGACAAGGGCGACCUUAAGUGCACCCCUAUCUUCAGCAGAAUCGUCACGCUCAACUCUGAAGCAAAUGAUCUCAAGUAUGCCGUUCCCGGCGGCCUGAUUGGUGUGGGCACUCGCAUCGAUCCGACUCUAUGCAGAGCCGAUCGUCUUGUUGGCUUUGUGCUCGGCCUCAAGGGACGUCUGCCCGAGAUUUACAGCGAGAUUGAGGUCAAUUUCUACCUCUUGCGCCGCCUCCUCGGUGUCCGGACGGCCGACGGUAAGCAGGCUAAGGUCAGCAAACUUGCUGUCAACGAAGUCAUCAUGGUGAACAUUGGAUCGACGUCGACUGGUGCUAAGAUCUCUGCCAUCAAGAAGGAUGCUGCAAAGUUGAUCUUGACAAGUCCCGCCUGCACAAACAUUGGCGAAAAGGUUGCUCUGAGUAGACGUAUCGAGAAGCAUUGGCGUUUGAUCGGCUGGGCUACGAUAGCAGCUGGUGUCACAUUGGAGCCGAGUAGCUCUUAA
Lasiosphaeria miniovina is the source of this 1533-nucleotide messenger RNA. Its product is annotated as P-loop containing nucleoside triphosphate hydrolase protein. Gene Ontology annotation, cellular component: cytosol; eukaryotic translation initiation factor 2 complex. The record is from RefSeq and is a predicted model, not a curated record. The transcript is spliced from 3 exons. Gene Ontology annotation, molecular function: GTP binding; translation initiation factor activity; tRNA binding. Gene Ontology annotation, biological process: formation of translation preinitiation complex. Bases 1 to 1533 code for a protein of 510 amino acids. NCBI's taxonomy places the organism in Eukaryota, Fungi, Ascomycota, Sordariomycetes, Sordariales, Lasiosphaeriaceae.